Molecule: messenger RNA, 246 nt
Organism: Colletotrichum spaethianum
Lineage: Eukaryota; Fungi; Ascomycota; Sordariomycetes; Glomerellales; Glomerellaceae
Exons: 1
Coding region: 1-246 (81 amino acids)
Source: RefSeq, a predicted model, not a curated record
AUGCCCGGCCAGCGCCUGAGCCAGGCUGCAACGCUGUCGACGUCAGGCCUUUCCACGACUCACCGAGCCCCAGAGCCCGCGCCGAGAGCCGGGAAGACCGGCAUGGCGGUCGCCAGUAACAUGAAAGUACCACGGAAGGCUGCGCGCGGCGUCUCGGCGUUGGGCGACUCUGCGACCUGGAUCCGGAGGAAGGAAAUUAGGUUGAUGCGAUGGCAGUGCUGGAAAGACAGCCAGCCGACAGUCUAG